GAAUGUGUGACAGCCUUAUCUUCACUCCACAGAUACUCCUUUACGACUCAAAGGCGUCAGCGCACUGAGACCAGUAGGACCUCAGCAUUAUGAGAAGCAAGGAGAAAUUUGAUUAUGGGAAGAAUCAGUGAUUUACGAGCAAUGCUAAAUGGUGGUCAGCCAUUUAUCUACUUGACACAUGGUGGCGAAGGUUGCACCCAAGGAGGACACCUGGGCUUGGCAGCCUAUUGGUGCUCCUUUCCCAGACAAUCCUAUCCGUGUCCCAGGACAGCAGAAUAUGUACGUCGCAUUAUGGUACAAGUAUGGGAAACCGAUACACGGAAGGGCGUAUAACGACGAUGGUGGCGUGCAAUGCUCGUUUCCUUAUAAGAAGUUUGAAUUGAAAACGAAGACCGAACUCGAAGGAAACAUCCAAAUACUCACAUAUAAAGGAAAUUUUAAAUCUCUUGGUUACUGGUAUGAAUGGCUACCGCUGAAAUCAAGAUUUGAAGAUACGACUCACCGCGAACUCGUUAGAUGUGGAAAUUCCACACCAAUACUCAUAAACUGCAAAGACGGCCAACCACGUCUUGGCUAUCUUGAUUUGAGUACAGAAAUUGCUAUGGUAUCGUACGACAAGAAAGUAGAACAAAUUGCUGGCGGUCCAACACAAAAUUGUCUGGGAAUCUUCCGAAAUUAUAAGGAACCACCGCACAAACUCGUUGAGGACGAUCAGUGGGAUGAUAUCAAAUGGGGAGAUCCUUUUCCCAAAAAUGCUGAGCCGGCAUUAAAACGUGAGUUAAAGGCUGCGAAAGAUAGACCAAAGUACCAGUAUGUAGCACUAUGGUAUAAACAUGGGGAACCCGUUUUUGGUUAUGCAUUUCCCGAUAAAGGAAAGCUUCACGCAAGUUUUGGAGCGAAAAAUCAAGAGAACAGUGGACCAGAGAUAGGAUCACUGCAAAUUUUGACGCUACCAGAUCCAAGCGCUAUGGGUCUGGAGUAUAAAUGGAUGCCAUUGUCUCAAGGAAGAGCGGAAGAAGCAAAGAAAUGGGAACCAGUUCAUGUUGGAACGGCUGCACCUUGCGUUUGUGUGGAUGAAAAAGGCAUAGAAACGUUGGGCUCCAUAAAUAUAACCAAUGAAGUUGCCUCGAUAGGUUGGGAUGGAAAACAGAAGAUGUUUACUGGGACGGCACCAAUGAAAUUCCAUGUACUACAUCAUCGAAAAAUUCACUAAUCAAUACUGAACUGAUAUACGCUUUCUCGAUAAAACUAAAUACACUGC
Molecule: messenger RNA, 1261 nt
Organism: Cylicocyclus nassatus
Lineage: Eukaryota; Metazoa; Nematoda; Chromadorea; Rhabditida; Strongylidae
Source: the annotation of a GenBank genome assembly